Orbicella faveolata is the source of this 3488-nucleotide messenger RNA. Its product is annotated as major facilitator superfamily domain-containing protein 6-like. The record is from RefSeq and is a predicted model, not a curated record. Gene Ontology annotation, cellular component: membrane. NCBI's taxonomy places the organism in Eukaryota, Metazoa, Cnidaria, Anthozoa, Scleractinia, Merulinidae.
AACUCUCUUCUCGGUGUUUGGAAAUGUGGUCAAACACGGUCUUUCGUGUUUGAUAUAUUACUUGAUUUUAGAAUUACCCAAGUUAUAAGGUCUUUAAAUAUUUUAUUAUUGGCUAUGACUUGCAAAAUAGCAGAUGUGUAAAGGGUAUGAUCUUGCUUUCGACAAAGAUAUCAAAUAGUUUUAGUAAGAAAGGAGGUCGCGUAUUCUUUAGGUUCAAAAGGUCUAUUCUUGUUUUUUUGUGAAAAGUAUUUAAAUUUGUAGAAUAGAAUAGUUGAGCUGUAAAAGAAAUAAAAAAAAUUCAUUUGAAAGCGAAUUUUAGGCCGGCCUGGUCUACAAUUUUCUCACUAAUCAUUGAUUAACCUUUCGAGUUCCGACUUUUUUCCCACCUCUUCCGAAGUUACGUCAUUCAGAUCAGGCUUGUAACGCACUUGGACGGAACAAGUUAUCCACUAUUCUUUGUUCUGUGAUGAACAAUACAACCACAGAAAACAGAAAAUUAUUUCACUUGUCGGUACUAGCAACGACAGUUCCUAAGGAACUUUAAAAAUUAAACAGUUUACAGCUUUUCUUUUGUUUUAAAAGACCACGUCCGCUUUCAAUUUGACGAUUGUUCGCUCAAAAUGAAAUUGGUGUGCUUCGCGUCAUGGCGGCGGUGAACGAAAAUCAAAACGAGGAAAAUAUGAGAAAUUUCUUUUGUUCCAAAUUUCUCCGCGUGAACAGAAAACUUCUGGUGUCGAAGGUGUUUUAUUUUUGUUACUGGGGAGCUGUUGGUUCGUUUUUUCCUCUACUGGGAGUGUAUUUCAAGCAACUAGGAAUGAACCCGAGUCUAAGCGGCAUUCUAGUCGGUUGUCGUCCAAUGGUAGAGUUCUUCAGCGCACCUUUGUUGGGAUCGCUAGCCGACAGACUGAACAAACGGAAAAUGCUGAUGAUAUUUUCCUUGAUGUGUUGGAUAUCUUUUAAUUUCUCCCUGGCUUUUAUAAAACCGGCACCAGUCACGUGUAGGAAAUAUUUCAUUCUGACCGAAAAUGUUUCGCAAAUUGUCACUGGAGAAACUUCAGAGAUCAGAGAUUUCCUCGCGCCCAACACUCCUGACAAGAAAGAACCCGAGUUUAAAGCGAAAAGUUCAUUGGUCUUUGACAGCGAAGGAGUACAUCAAGUGUUUUUAGUCCUACUCUUUCUAACCGUGGUUGGAGAAUUUUUCUCGGCUCCAGCUAUAACACUAGCUGACUCCGCUACACUUGGAAUGCUUGGAGAGAACAAAGAGCUUUACGGGCGACAGCGUAUGUGGGGGAGCCUGGGAUGGGGCACCGCCAUGUUUCUUCUUGGUUUUGUUAUUGAUAGCAUCAGUGGAGUUGAAGUUUGCGGCGAAAUUAUCAGCCAGAAUUACACCGUCGGCUUCUAUUUCUUCUUCGUUUUCAUGGUGUGCGCUUUGACUGUUGCCACCCGUUUUACCUUCCCAAACAAAGAAAAAUUAGCACUCGACGAAGAACUUGUGGACAAAGGAUCCGGAUUGUAUCGUAUUCUCUUGUCAUUUCGUUACGGGACAUUUUUGCUGGUGACAUUCUUCUUAGGUUUCGGAGUUGGUCUUAUUUUCACGUUUCUCUUUUGGCAUCUCGAAGACCUCGGUGGCCCGCCGACUCUGUUCGGGAUAGCUUCGCUAAUCGAUCACAUUUCGGAAAUCGCUUGCUAUUUCAAUGUGGGUCGCCUCAUUGGGUGUGUCGGUCAUAUUCGCGUCCUCUACAUUGGUCUUUUGGGGAAUUUAAUUCGCUUUGUUUACAUUUCUUUUCUUGACAAUCCGUGGUUAGUGCUUCCUCUUGAAAUUUUGCAAGGAAUGACUCAUGCCGCAGUAUGGGCAGCUUGUACGAGCUACGUGGGUCGUAUUGCUCCCCCCGGAUACGCAACCUCCGCUCAAGGCAUUUUACAAGGAUUGCAUCACGGCUUAGGGAGGGGUUGUGGGGCAAUAAUAGGAGGGGUGCUAAUUCACAAGUUUGGCACCAAAAUCACAUUUAGAGCUUAUGGAAUUUCCAGUCUCGUGGUCUUGGUCUUGUUUGCAGCCGUUCAAAAGAUUCUUGGAUCGGACGGGAGAAUAACAAAUGGAGAGAGACCGAAUCAGUUGGAUGUGACGACCAAGGCCAAACAGAGCCCCAACAACAGCCCUGAGGUUGAUUCGCCACCUUCCGUCGUGGCUCCUCUUAUGCCAGGGUUAUUUUCGCACAGAAAUUCUGGAGAUCCUAAAAUUGGAGUCGUCGGAAGGCAUAUCCAGCCCAGAAGUACCACAAGCUGAGAUGGAUUCCUCCUUAGGAACCGUGUGGGAUUCUGGACACCAGCUACACCGCAAAACCGUAUGACGUGUGUUUUACUGCCGAGGCCGUUGCGGUUCCGUAAAUGUAAACAAAGCCUAAAUCUUUUUUGAAAAAAAAUAAAAUAAAAUAAAUAAUGUUAAAAACUCCCCAAGCAAUAUUGAUUUUAGGGUCCGAGAUGUCCCAGGAACAUUUUGUGAAAACGUACGUCUAUUCCCCUUCCCUCGGUGGCCGCCGGGCGCUAGUAGAACCCCACUCGUUAAAAGAACAGGGGGGAAUCGAAAUGUUCACGCAAUCAAGCUGCUUUGAUCAGCAGAGUAGUAUAACUUCACGUGCACGGUGCUCCAACUCAUGAGCUAUGACUGCCGUAGCUACAGAAGCGCCGUGAAUGAACUGAUUAAAAACAAAACACACACAAACAAAAAAAGUAGCCAGCGUUAUGAUUGGCUCUAGUAGUUUGUUUCUUUUUACCCAGUUGUACAACAGGUAGAACUGAUCCAAGCCACUGUUAUGAUAUAAUACUGAUAGCGUGUUUUGUUUAAAAUAAAGUACAUACAGGAGCACCUGGUACAUGAAAUUAAGCAGUGAAUGUCUUUUACUUUUAAGGGACCAUCUAAUUAUACAAUAGUAUAUCUAUCGAGGGCUUCUAGGCCGAUAGUUGCCCGCGAAAAUGUUGUGUGUCCUAAAAAAUAAAUAGUAAAGUUCGAGUGUUUAUUGCCCGUUUUUACGCUACGUAAAUAAAAGUAAAAUCGGAACCAUUGAAUAAAAGAAGUCAAUAAUUUGAAACGUUAUAGAAAAUUAACAAUUAAAUAACGAACUUCUCCAAGUCUUAGGUCUGUGAUAUAGUCCGGCUGCUUCAGUUAUCUGAUGUCUUUUCUGAUCCCAAUUGCAUGCAACACCGUUUUUUUUUUUGCCGACAUAGGGGUUGUAGCCAGUAACAGGCAAGCUGAGGCGUUUCCCUUUGACUUUUUUUUUCGUUUUUGUUGUUUUUAUUCACCAUCAACAUCCUAAAUACCUAGUAAGAUAAUUUAACCAUGAAUAUUUCCCUGGAUACUAAACCAUUUUUUCCGAUUUCAAAACCUGUUUUUGCCGCUCUCAAAACCGGUCAUCUAUGAUCUCAAAACCUUUUUUUCCGAUCCCAAAACGCACUUUUUUUGUGAUCUCAAAACCGGUUUUUGCCCAUCUCAA